GGUAACUGUUCCUUCAACCCCAACCCUACCUUUUUUUUUCUCUCUCUCUCUCACUGUUCUUUUCUUUUUUUUUUUCUUUACCCUCCCUCGUUCCGAUACAAAAAUUGCUCCUUCCUUUUCCCUCCACCCUCCAUUAUUCUCCCAACUCUGUUUCUCUGUUUUUCCUCUGAAGAGGAAAACCCUUUUUUGGAUACCUACGUUUCGAAUGCAAAUAGCAAUGGUUAGAAUCAUAAACUCUCUUUCUCAGUGAACAGAGGACAAAAAGAAAUGGGAAAGUACAUGAAGAAAUCUAAGAUAGCAGGAGAUAUAGCAGUGAUGGAAGUUUCCCAUCAGUCAACUUUGGGUUCCCGUACCAGAGCUGCUAAAACCCUAGCUUUGCAAAGACUCCAAAAAACAACCCCUUCUCCGUCACCAGCCCAAGCUGUUGCUUCAACCCCAGAUGUCUCUUCCUUUUCUUAUCUGCAGUUGAGGAGCCGUAGGCUGGAGAAGUUGCCUUCCCCUGUUUCUAAUGAAACCAAACAGAAACAACAGGGGAAAGAGAGUAGUUUCAGAGAAGGGAAGAAGAAUGGUGAGAAGAAAAGUGAAGGGUGUUUUGGUAAAAGCAGGGAAGUUGUUCUGGGAGUGGGGCUUUGCUGUGAAACAGAGGAGGCUUCUUUUGGAGAGAACAAUUUGGAUUUUGAACUCAGAGACAGGAACACUAGAGAAACCACACCAUUUAGCUUGAUAAAAGACUCGGAAACCAUUGUAACCCCUGGUUCGACCACAAGUCUGAGAAGCUCCUCUUCAACUCACCGAAGAAGGUGGAAUGAUGUGCAGAGAUCCAUCCCAACAACACUUGAAAUGGAGGAAUUUUUUGCCUGUGCAGAACAGCAACAGCAGCAACAAUUCAUUGAGAAGUAUAACUUUGAUAUUGUGACCGAUUUGCCCCUUCCAGGACGUUAUGAAUGGGUGCAAUUGAUCCCAUAAGCUGAGCCCCAACAAUUCUACUCCCUGACUGAUUGCAUGCUCAAAGAUUUAAAAGCAGGCAGUGUGGUAUAAUAUUCCCAUUGGUCUUCUGAGUUCAUGUAAAGAUUGAUUGAGCCUUGACUAAGAUGUGUAAUUUAAAGAUCUGGGACAAAACAGAGCUGAUGAAUUACACUAACCAAAUUAUAUACCUGAAAUCCUUUGUUCAAAGGAAAAACAAAUAAUUUAAUGUUCUGCAUUUUCAUCAUUGUUACCGAUUUAGUGGUGCAUCAAUGUUUCUAGGUUUUCUUUUCCUGUCUUUUCUCCAUGUAGUUUCACUUUUGUCUAUACUUGGGUAGGGAUGAACAUGGAUGAUCUCUGGAAAUAAAUGCAAGUCAUUUGAUAUUUAUUUACCUGUGUCUAAUUUGGAUUUAAGUUUGGCUGCUGAUGUCUGUCAGUAAAUCGUAAAAGUAUCCAAUGCAAGAUUUUCUUCAAAAAAAUCAAAUUGUUUUUCUGCUGAAUCUUGCUCCAAUUCAAUGUUUAAAGCACAAUUGGACAUACAAGUUAGAUUUCUAACCACAAAUCAGUUUUU
Durio zibethinus is the source of this 1534-nucleotide messenger RNA. Its product is annotated as cyclin-dependent kinase inhibitor 3-like. Gene Ontology annotation, molecular function: cyclin-dependent protein serine/threonine kinase inhibitor activity. Gene Ontology annotation, biological process: negative regulation of cyclin-dependent protein serine/threonine kinase activity. The record is from RefSeq and is a predicted model, not a curated record. NCBI's taxonomy places the organism in Eukaryota, Viridiplantae, Streptophyta, Magnoliopsida, Malvales, Malvaceae. Gene Ontology annotation, cellular component: nucleus.